Molecule: messenger RNA, 5716 nt
Organism: Porites lobata
Lineage: Eukaryota; Metazoa; Cnidaria; Anthozoa; Scleractinia; Poritidae
Source: the annotation of a GenBank genome assembly
CCAGGCGGAAUAUAAAUAAGAAAUCAACGGCGUAUUACCAAGGGAAUAAUCAUCCAUCCUCGAUUCUCGUCAGGUUUCGACAUGGAUUACUUCUCUGGCAAGCGUUUAUCGAACAAAUUGAAAACAAUAUUUAUCGCUAUUCGGCCUUGGUCAUUCUCUGCUUCAAUCACAAGCACGUUUCUCGGAUAUUUACUUGCAUGGAAAGUCAAUGGUGCAAUCGACUCCAUUCAAAUGCUAUUCACGACAGCUUCAAUUUUGUUCAUUCACGGCGCUGGGAAUUUAGUGAACACCUACUACGAUUUCGCUAACGGAUUCGAUACCAAAGAUUCUGACGAUAAAGCGCUGGUAAAGAAAGACCUUACUCCCAACGAAAUUGUCGCUUGUAUUGGGGAGUUUUAUUUCUUGGGAAUGCUAUCCUUUCUUGUGGUUUAUCUUCAUUCAGAGGUAAACAAUAUCUCGUUGGUUUGUCUUUUCUUAAGUGGCGUUUUCAGUUCUUUUGUUUACACCGGAGGAAUUGGUUUGAAAUACAUCGCGUUCGGAGAUGUUCUGAUCUUCUUGACCUUUGGCUUUCUGACGACAGCGUUCGCCUACUUUGCUCACACUGGAAAAUUGUCAAUGGACAUAAUUAGCUACGCUUUACCGAUGGCACUAAACACAGAAGCUAUACUUCAUGGGUGAGUGCAAAAUUAGCUCAGCGUGAUUGAUCGUGAUUCCCACAUUAAGUAUCAACGAAGGAGCUUCAUCCCACAACCCCCCCCCCCGCUCCCCACCAAAUUUGUUUAGGUUUUUUUUCCCUUUUUUUUGAAAAUUGAAAUAUUUUGGAUUAAUACCGUGAUCUCGGGUAGACUUUCACAUACCGGAAUCCAUUGUUUUCAAUCUACAUUGUUACAGCUGUAUUCAUGUCCAACAUCUACUAUUUGAGAUUCUGGUAUAUGAAACACAACCUGACAUCUUUUAUUCAGCAACAAAUGCCUGGCGAUGGUUUGUGGACUGUGGACUUAGGACAAAGGACUGAGGGCCAGGUAUAAUAAGCCAGUUUGGAAUAGACCUUAUUUACGAUACCUGCCAUCUUUGCACAUAGUCUAGGAUCGAUGGGAUAAAAGCUACAUGUAUGUCGCAUGGCAUUUCAGGGGGCAAACAAGUGAUAAAAUUUUCCAAUACGAACAAUCGCGGUCUAGUUUAUUUAUUCUGUCAAAACAAGACAACGAUUUCAUAGUCGUGCAAAAUGUACCUAUCGAGUUUUGGCAAGAUUUACAUCAUUACUGCUUGCCAUGAGGACAUCUACCAUUGCUACUGCACACAAAAAGGUAACAAUGAUCACUUUCACCCAUAUUUUGACAUUAUCAUCUUUAAAGAGACACAGUCAGCUACGUACCUGCGCUGACCCGGACACUACUUUUGCCAGUUUGAAAAGCAUUUACCUCUGCCCAAAAUCAAACCUACACAUCGCAUACAUCUAGAAAUUCGCUUCAAUCCUGCCUAGUGUUUCAUUCGAUCCUCAAUCUUUUACUGAAAAUCUCUUUCUGAGCAAACUUUUACUCAUCCUAUUACAUUAUUUUAUCAUGUUUGGUUAAAAACAGUAUUCAAAGGAACAUGAACAGAAGUGGUGAGGAACGCGUAGGAGCCAGGCAGGAGAAAUCGCCUUUGUUUACCAAAAUAACAAGAGAAAUGAAUCAGUAACAUUGAUGAGCAAAUAAUUGCUAUAUAUAUUUGGAAAAUCAAUGGAGGUUCAUAUAUAUUUUUAUAUAUUAAGAAAAUCAUGCUUUCUCGACUGUGAACCUUGGACAAUGAUUCAGACUUUGUGCAAUUUCUCACCUCCAAUGAUGUUCGAAUUCUGAAGUAUUCUUCAAUGUUUAUUGCUUUCCCUGGAAAAAUCCAUCGGCGAAUUCUCAAUGGAAUAAAUGAGUGCUCUGAUAUGGCUUAGGACCUACAAUCACGAUUUCGGCUUGUACUUAGUUCAACUCUUCAGGGUUUGUUUAGAGUAUUCCGGAUACGCCUUUGUUUUAUGCGCAUCUUGCGACAUGCAAAUCAGCUAAGAUAUGGUAUCUAAUGCGCAGGUGCCUCAGCUGACUGUGUCCCUUUAAGAUGAAAAGGUCUCUAUUUCCUGUUGUCUAGAAUAAUUAAACUUGACUGCGAUUUCUUCUACUGGCAAUUUUUUUCGCUUGUUUGCCCCCUUGAGAAACCACGUGACAUUGCUUUUAUUGAAUCAGUGCAUAAAUGGGUGCAAAAAUGGCAUGUAUAGUGAAUACAUUGUUAAACAAUACACACUUGGCUGUGAUGGGAAUGUUAAAAUUAUCCUUGAAUGUCAAUUUUAUGGUGUUUCUUUUGUUUUCUACCCUUCUACCCCUCAGCCUUGGAGCCAAGUAUGAAUUUUAAAAAUUCAUUUUAUAGCCUGCAUAGGCUGAAGUCACAUUUUUUGGUGUGUUUUUUCAAUUCUGUUUCAUAAUAUAAGAGGUCAAACAAGAAAAUAUUUGGGGAAGGGGACGAGAGAAGGAAGGCAGAGAGAACAUCAGCCUGAUGUCAGACAACCCCUUGAGAUUUUUAAAAUCCCCUCUCCAUUUGCAUGUGGCUCUCGUGUGGUGUGACAUGUUUCCCCACUAAACAUUUGAAGUUUGACGGCUGUAAAAGCAAACUGUUGUGCCAAAGGUUAAAGUUGUUCAUGUUUAAAAUCAGCGCACUCAACUAAUUUUUUAGGGAUGUCUUUCAUUGAUUGGGAACAAAUUUCAUUAUUGGAUUCAAAAUUCCACUUUCAAUUCAAAGACUGAAAUUGUCUAUUUAAAAUGAAUGUUGAUUACUGUCUCAUGGUAGUUAAAAUAGAAAGGCAAAAAAUCACAUGCAAAUUACAAAACUGUUUAUAACAGCUGUUCACUUAAUUUACAUAACAGGUUUUUUCUCCCUUUACUUCCACGAAUAUUUCUCGUUCAGAAACAGAACAAUCAAUUGGUUUUAAGAAUUAUUCUUUUGGAGUUUUAGAACUGCAAAACUUAGUAUUGCUGUCUAAAAACACUUGCAAUAAUAUUUUGUUGAACAAAAUCAAGUCAGAUGCUUCAAGCUGCCAAAGAGUUGCCUACUUUGUAAGUGCUUUGUAGAAAAAAAAUUCCGAUAGCCUGCGUACUAGGCGCUAGGAAAUAAAUACUGGUAUUUUGCCUGUUUUACUGCAUGCUUAACUACCGAUGAAAGUGCCUGGUCAGACGACAGCUAAUUUUUCUCAAUAACUCAUGCCAUAGACAUAACUUAAGUUUUCCAAAAUCAGUGCCAGACUAUAGACUAGUUUUUAUGGAUAAGUUAACCUUAAGUAACCAUGAGAGCUUAACAUUAAGUAAGCUUACAAUUUCAUUCUUUCAGUUCUCAGGAGCCUUGAUUAUAAUAAGUGUAUUUACAAGAUUAAAGUAAAAAACUUUACAGAAAUUUACCAUUUCCCUGUCUAUAUUGUAAUGAUAUGCACUGAGAAGUGGGACUGUUUGACAUCAGCUGAAAAUGUAUUUAAUUGUAACACUAAAGGAGUUCAUCCCUGGAAUUAAAAAGUUAGAACUCCAUACUAAAUAAAAUAAAAUACUGCUGAAGAGGUUUCAUUUGAAUGGUAACACCAUAGGAUUUCAUCCACAAACUCAAAAGUUUGAUUUGCCUUUGACUCCUCCAUUCACUGUAGGAGUUAAAAAGUUAUAUGAGGUGUAUACAAUCGGCAACAAAAUUUCGCCCUGAAGGGGCUUCCUGAUGUUUUACUAACUUCAAAAGGGAAAAAUAAAGCUUUUCCUACCCCAUCCUCUCAAUGCAAUGUUGUGCUGCUGUGCGAGCUACGUAUAGAAAACAACAAACACCCCGACUUUGAAUGGAGGGGAGGGGGACCCAAUUUGAGUUCAAUGUCUCAACAAUUUUGUCACUGAUUGUAGGUACGUGUAAGGCUAAAAGGUGUGGUUUGUUGGUUCCUUUUGGUCCAAAAUUGAUUAUAGAGUUCAGUCAUGUCCAUCCGAAAUGGGGUAAGGUUUUGUACUUUGUCGAAUUGGCUGGUGUUUCUUUUUUUUUAAUUUUUACAAAAAAUGAUUUGUCUUAUGUGAACAACAAUUUUGGUUUGCGAUAGGGUAGGGAAAUCAUGUAUUUUGGUCUGAGAUUCUGCCUGACGUUUUGAAGAUAAUUUAGCUUAAUUUAGCCUUGAAUUAGCAUACCAGUUUGUUAUUAUGAAGUUUCUUAUGGGUUAUGCUAUCAGAUGUGAUUUGAGAUCAAUCAUACAAAAUCGCACCAUUAUAUAUUGUCAGCCUUAGCCCUGAUAGGACAAGGGUGUGAGUUGAAAGUCUCUUUUAUGAGUGCCUCUAGAGGGCAUUAACCCUUUAAGCUCUAAGAGUGAUCAGCAUCAAAUUUCUCCUUCUAAUAACAAUGCUUUGUAAAACAGAGUGGUCAUGAGAAUUAUGGACAUGAUCACACAAGAUGAAUUUGCUUGAUAUUUUAUCAACUUCUCCCCACUACUUUUGUAGGAAAUGAAUGGCGGCAACAAAUGAGAAUUCAAAUUUUGAUCUUAAGGUGUAAAGGGUUUUAUUCAGUCUGCUAGUCCUUGCUAUUAAAAUGAAUAAUUAUUUUAAUGUUCAGUUUAGAAAAAAAAACAUUGCAUUUAAACUGUUUUUUAUCGCAAAAUCAUGUACUUAUGCUCUCUCUUUCUUCAGGAACAACACACGUGACCUUGAAAGUGACAAGUCAGCUGGGGGUAUUACAUUAGCUAUUUUGCUGGGAAAGAGAAACGCAUGUAUUCUCUAUUGUCUACUGUUGAUGAUCCCGUAUGCUGUGCUUGGUAUCCUGGCCUUCAAUUCUUCUUGGACGUUGCUUCUUCCCUUGGUAACAGUCCCACUUGCCGUUGGUCUCUCGGCCAAAUGUUUCCGCGGUGAUCUGGUGAUGAUUCCACAAGGCACUGCUCAGUUAAAUCUUUUAUUUGGCUUCCUUUACCUAACUGGAUUGGCUCUUGCACCUUGACAAAGCUCAUUUACCGACAGUAAAUGUUCACCUCAAUAGAUAGGAGAAGUGUGACGUCACGUUACCGUGGUAGCAAAAAUUUCUGGAUCUCAGCAAUCGUUCUUGACAGAAACGGCCAUUUGCAUUGUCAGACGAUGGAACAAAAGUGUGGGCUACCUUUUUGCUCCUGAGUGUAAUCCUGUAAAGGAAAGUCAUGUAUGUCCAUUUUUUUCUGCCAUAUUUGCAGGGCAACGGUUUGUUAAGAUCCAGAAAUUUAACGACUUCUCCUGUCCAUAACCAGUUGGCCCCGAUCGUUUAGGUCCACCGGUAAAUCACUGUCCUACUUAUAUGUAUUGAGGAAACCAAUUGCAUUAUCCACUGGAUAGAGAUUUCUCAAGUGGAUAGGGAUAUUUACCUUUUGAACAACUGGAGUAUGGUGAAUUAACGAAACUAGAAGAUUCGUAGACUUUUUAAAACCGAUUUAUUUUCUCAUCAGAUGAGAAAAGAACGCGAGAAACGGUGAGCGCAUACAAAGAUUGGGCAAUCCUUUGCGGAUCCCCUUUAGUACUUUAGUUUCAUUUUACUUUCACACUGUUUUAAACUUGCAUUCAGUUUUCUUCCAAUUUUCCCUGCUCGUUCAGCAAUUAACGGAAAUACAAGAAAAGGAAGAGUUUUUGAAAGGUCUUGAUAAUUCUCAGGUGUGUCUAAACAACAGAUUAACUGGUCUUGAGUAAAUCAAGCGUAUUGAAUGAAUGUUAGUCAUUGCAUUAUGACUUUC